CGCCCUCUUCCCGCCCAAGGGGAUGAGUUCCACUUUCGCCCGCCAUUUUGUUUUCUAGGGGGAAGAUGUUCCAGGGUUUAUCCUCAGACUCGGCUUCGUUUCUGGCGGUUCUGGUGGGGCUGAUUAAAGCCCUGUCCGUCACGAGCUUUGAAGGCGAUUGUGGAACAAGGCCUUCUGUGAAUGACAUGACACUAGAUACUUGGAUUGUAGGUGGACAUGAUGCUCAGGUCGGGGCAUGGCCAUGGCAAGUUAGCCUUCAGCUCUACCGCGUUGCAUUAGGUGGAUAUCGCCAUGAAUGUGGUGGCUCUUUAAUUGAUAACAACUUUGUGCUGACAGCAGCACACUGCGUUAAAAAAUGGGUGAACCCGGAGUAUUGGCGAGCUGUGAUUGGCUUGCAUCACCUUUACAAAUGGAAGUCUCAUACUAUAGCUGAACGAGUGAGAGAUAUCAUAAUCCAUUCUGAUUUCAAAGAGGGCAGCUAUGAAAAUGACAUUGCCUUGUUUAAACUACUGAAGUCUGUCACGUACAAUGAAUAUAUUCAGCCUGUUUGUUUACCUGACAUUUUUCAUCUAGUGCCUGAUAAGAACCUAUGUUACAUAAGUGGAUGGGGAAAAAGAGAGAAGAAAGGUAAAUUUAAACUUACAUUACAAGAAGCACAAGUAGACAUUCUUCCACUAUAUACUUGUAAUAAGUAUGAGUGGUAUAAAGGGAUAAUAUCAAGAAAUGUGAUGUGUGUGGGCUCUGCAAGUGGACAUGUAGAUAACUGCGAGGGAGACAACGGUGGACCACUAAUGUGUCAUUUUCAAAAUGUCACCAAAUAUUAUAUUUUAGGAAUCACCAGCUCUUCUACUGUCUGUGGCAUUCCAAAACAUCCUGGAAUCUAUGUUCGUGUAGUCAACUACAGAAGUUGGAUAGAUUCAUAUCUAUAUAAUAAAACAAGUACCAUCAGCAUUCAGUGUGGCCUCACCCUUUGGAUUGCAGAAUGGCUAAUCUUUCACCUACUUCCAUAAAGAGGCAGAUGUCUUUUGCUGAACUGGAAUGCUGAAGUAUUGCUUUCUACAAACAAUGCUAUUUCUGCUCAGUUUAUUUCAUAAAGUUUAUUAUUUAAGCUACCAAAA
This is a messenger RNA of Anolis sagrei ordinatus, 1118 nucleotides long. Its product is annotated as transmembrane protease serine 12-like. NCBI's taxonomy places the organism in Eukaryota, Metazoa, Chordata, Lepidosauria, Squamata, Anolidae. Gene Ontology annotation, biological process: proteolysis. Gene Ontology annotation, molecular function: serine-type endopeptidase activity. The record is from RefSeq and is a predicted model, not a curated record.